Messenger RNA from Williopsis jadinii, 1423 nucleotides. RefSeq names its product cyclin family protein. Gene Ontology annotation, biological process: regulation of cyclin-dependent protein serine/threonine kinase activity. The coding region runs from base 388 to 1245 and encodes 285 amino acids. The transcript has a single exon. The record is from RefSeq and is a predicted model, not a curated record. Gene Ontology annotation, molecular function: protein kinase binding; cyclin-dependent protein serine/threonine kinase regulator activity. Gene Ontology annotation, cellular component: cyclin-dependent protein kinase holoenzyme complex; nucleus. NCBI's taxonomy places the organism in Eukaryota, Fungi, Ascomycota, Saccharomycetes, Phaffomycetales, Wickerhamomycetaceae.
GGAAAAACUUGUGAACGCUUUUUCUGUUUUUCUUUUGGUGUGUGUGUGAGCCUUUGCUUGUUUUGUUUUUUCAUGAGUGUUCAAUGUUUCCGGGGACUAACUUGAAUACUUUUAUCGCCACUUUUUGCCUCCAUUUCAGUGCCUUGAGGUGUGAGUUUUGCCACAAGUUCGUCCCACUCACUUGAUUACUUCAUUGCUCACGUGUUUGUUACCUGGACUGUAUCCCUGCGUGUCGUGUGUUGCUAGAGGAACAUACGUAUAGGCCAUUUGUUACCCCAGAUAUUUUAGUUCCAGAGAGUGUUUAUCGUUGAGACGUUUGUUCUUGCUGGUUGUGCUGUUUCCAGUGUGCUUUGGUGAUUUGGUGCUAGUCGUUUUCAACAAGUAACGAUGGACGAUAUCCCGCUCAGGAUUAGAACUACAGAGACAUUUGUGGAUGCUCCGCAGCCACAACAACCACAGCAUCAAGAGCAGCAGCAUCAAGAGCAGCAGCAGCAUUCCCGGCCUGCCUCGCCCAUGGCUCCACCAGCCUGUCCCAAACUGGACCAAGUGGACAUCUCAGAGGCUCUGAACAACAAUGACAACAAGACUCUGGAUGUGAAUGCGCUCGAGCCGUUGACUGCGCUUGCGCUGCUGGACUCGCUCAUCAAGAGGCUCAUGGACUUGAAAGAUGAAACAGAACUGGUGAUUGAAAGCAACUGUUCCGAAGCUAGCCAAGAUGAGGAAGAAGAAGAGAACCCACUGUCACCGAAGAAACGCCGGUGGUCUGAUGAAGGUAGUGAAACGUUGGUUAUAGGUGAACACGAAGCUGUGUUGAGUGAGGAACCAUCGCCAUCUUCAGAACUUGGCCAACGACAACGGCUGGCGAAGAGGUUUGACCUUAAAUUUGAUCCUAACAUUUCAGCAACCUCCUACUUGGAAAGGAUCCACCAAUACUGCCAGUUCUCAACGGCAACAUAUCUGGCCACGGCCUAUUACAUCCAUAGAGUAGCUGUCGAGUUGAAACUCGUCAAGUUGACUAACCUAAAUGUCCACAGGUUGAUCAUCGCUGCUAUACGGAUCAGUUGCAAAACUUUGGAGGACAUAAACCAUAGACAGCUGUUCAUUGCAAAGAUGGGAGGCGUCAAUGCUAAGGACCUGCUUUCUCUGGAAAUCACUCUACUGUUUCUCAUAAAAUUCGAAUGCCAAGUCAAUGAAUCAACCUUGGCCCAGACCAUCACAAAUGUUAAACGGUUAUUGAACCCUUGAUGAUUCUUGUUUUAUGCCCGUGUCGGUUAUCACACCGCCUUUAUUUAUGUCAUGUGUUAUGUGUGUGUUGUUUUCUAAUUAAUUCAGAUACUUUGCUUAAUGAUUAAUGAUAUAUUCUUCUGUGUGUUUACUCCUCCAAUGUCCAUGAUGCCGUUCUCUUGUGUAAAAGCAAUGGUGA